UGUCAUUGCCUGAAACCCAGUCAGUCACUUCAGUUCGAUCCCAAACCCCCUGUGAGAUGGUAGCUCAGAUCUCCCCCUGGUGAGGAGCAAGUGAACCAAAUUGAACAACAAGGCGAAACACGAAAGGAGGAGCAGCAAGCGGAAAACCCUCAGCACAGAUUCGCCCAAUACCAGUGCACUUUUGGCAGAACCACCAAUAUCACCAAUAGCACCAAUGAAUAGGAAGUCGAGGGAUCGAGUUCGUCGGCGGCCCAACAAUGGAGCGGGCGAUAGAGCCGUGGAAGACUUUUUGGCCGAGCUGGGAAGGUGGUCGACCGACAUGCCAUCGCGCUCUAGCUCCACAUCAUCAGUUAGCAGCUCCACUGAAUCCACUGGGGUUACUUCCUAUCGCCGGGGUCUGCGCCGCGUGAGGGCCAUAGUGAUCAGUGCGCCGCCAUCCAUGGGCGAGCUUUUCUCCCAGAAUGUGCGGGGGGGCACCCCGAGCACCAUCGCCUGGCGCUGCAAAAUCGCGUUACUCUAUCUGGGCCUCGUCGUGGCGCCGGUCAUCUUGGAGCUGGGUCCGCGCAUCGAGUUUCCCGAACAAUGGAACCAGGCCGGCAGAUUCCAGUUCCUUAAGGAGCGCCGUCUGGCCUUGACAUUUACGUUGAACACUACGCGCGAAGUGAUCCGCUCCUUUCUGUCGGCCGCCGUGCCGCUGUAUAGCAUGCUCUGCAUGGCUCAUCCGAAUCGAUUCCUUCUCUGUGCCCCACAAGCCAGAAGCCGCCACAUUGAGGUGCCCGCCAACGUGAGCCUGUUCUUCCUGGGCCUCUUGCCCUAUGUGCUCCGUCUGCAUGCCGGAUUCUAUGUGUUCGUCAGGGACACUUGGAUGGCCUACAAUGAUCAUGUGCUGAGCAUUGCCGAGACCUUUAACUCGUGGCGCAUUCUCAUCUAUCUGAAUCAGGUCAUGCAACUCGUCUACUCCAUCGAACUGGUCCUGCUCAUGGCUCAGGGUUUCAUGUCCUUUCUGCAUGCCCGUCGCAUCUACAAGCUGGUCGCCGGUAAGGGCAACUUUUACGUCGCGCAGCUGGAACAGGACAAGUCGAAGUUCUGGUACAUCCCCAGCAAAUACACCAUGCACGUUUACCGCGCUUUUCAGGAACGUGUCUACGAACUGGAGUAGUCUCACAAAUUCCCCACACAAGCCACACAAGCCACACAAGCCACCAAGCACAAGUUCUGCCAGACGACCCAGCAUAUAGAUACAACAACUUAAAAAUUAUCAGUGUACAAUCGAUGGAUUCCUUGCCAUGGAAGAAAACCCAAGCAAAAAAGCGUACAAAACAAAAAUAACAAAAAAAAGAAAAAACACUGACAUGUGGCCAAGGAAUCCCUGGCGGCUGGCAGAACUUUAGUAUUAGUUCAAGGCGAAAUGAUUUCCACAAAGUCCUGCAUGGAAAUCAUUUCGCUUGAACCCCACGUUAUGAAAACAUGUAAAAACAAUCAAAUAAAUAAGGCAGCAUCAA
This is a messenger RNA of Drosophila yakuba, 1502 nucleotides long. RefSeq lists its product as uncharacterized. The record is from RefSeq and is a predicted model, not a curated record. Lineage: Eukaryota; Metazoa; Arthropoda; Insecta; Diptera; Drosophilidae. The transcript is spliced from 4 exons. Bases 215 to 1159 code for a protein of 314 amino acids.